This is a messenger RNA of Emiliania huxleyi CCMP1516, 1862 nucleotides long. RefSeq lists its product as hypothetical. NCBI's taxonomy places the organism in Eukaryota, Haptophyta, Isochrysidales, Noelaerhabdaceae. The record is from RefSeq and is a predicted model, not a curated record. The transcript has 8 exons. Bases 1 to 1836 code for a protein of 611 amino acids. Gene Ontology annotation, molecular function: iron ion binding; L-ascorbic acid binding; oxidoreductase activity, acting on paired donors, with incorporation or reduction of molecular oxygen.
AUGGCAGAGCACGUCCAGAGCCUGCCGGAGAGCCUCCAGCUCAGGAUCCUCUCGCUGUUGACCGAAUCAGCUCCUGCCGCCUCACCGACGGCGGAUGCUCGCCUCGAGGGCUCCUACCGUGCUUGGGCACACGGGCUCGCGGCACGGCUCGCAGCGCAUCGGGUGGCGUGGCAGGACGAUAUGCUCCCAACUGGCGCGGCCUCUUCGCUGCUCGGCGCUGCGGAGGAGCUGCCCGCUGACGCGCUCGCGCCCGCUGGCAUGGGUGCGUCGGUCGCUCGUUGGCGCGACGAGUCGGUGCGCAGCGACCGGAUCGGCUGGGUGCCGCUCGAGCCGUCAAGCGGGAGCGGCGACUCGCCGUUUGGGGCGCUGCAUGCGACCAGCGGCUGGUCUGAGCUCCGCGCCGCGCUCUCCGACGUGGUCGCUGCUCUCAACCACGAAGCGGCUGUCCGGCCGGGCGGCGAGCGGCUCCGGCUGCCCGAGAAGCUGAUGCUGGCGCACUACCCGCGCGGCGGGCGGUACGUGCGCCACUCGGACGUCUCGGCGGCGACGAGCCACCGCCGCGUCACCGUGAUCGUCUACCUCAACCCGGAGUGGGACCCGUCCCGGGGAGGGCAGCUCCGCCUCUUCCUGCCGCCUCACUCCUCCUCCGGCCGCUGCUCCGCACCCUGCAGCCCGCCGUCGGAGGGAGAGACGGCGACGGCGACCAUCCUUCAGCUGGCUGCGAUGGCGACCUCCGGGGCCGCCCCGCCAGCCUCGCCGUGCCUGGGCCCGCCACCCGCCGCAGCGUCGCAACAAACCUCGCCGCCCUCCGCCUCUCCGCCCGCCGCCUCGCUGCCCUCCAUCUUUGUGUCUGUGGCGAGCUACCGCGACCCCGAGGCGCCGCACACCAUCCGAUCGCUCUUCGCCCAAGCGGAGAGCCCCUCGCGCGUGCUCGUCGGCGUCUGCUUCCAGUGCGCGCUCGACGGGGACGAGGCGCACAGACCCGCACCCUCUCCAGUCGCAGACGCGGACUGCCUCGACCUGAGCCUGCUGCGGCCCGAGUGGGCGGCGAACGUGCGCGUGCUGCGGCUGCCUUGGAGGGAGGCCAAGGGCCCGGUCUGGGCCCGCUUCCUCAUCCAGCGGCGGCUGCUCCGCGACGAGGACUACUACCUCCAAGUCGACUCGCACAGCAGGUUCGCCCCGGGGUGGGACGCAGAGCUGCUCGCCAUGCUCAAACGCUGCGCCUCUCCGAAGCCCGUCCUGACCACGUACCCGCUGCCGUACGACGGGGACGCGCAGGGAGCCACCCUCUCGCAGGAGCGGCGCGCCACCCUCCUCUGCACGCGCGCCGCCAGAGACGACGCCUUCGGCGCCGACGGGAUGCUGCGCUUCCGGGCGCGGCUCCUCGAGCGGCAGCCGUGCAGCCCGCUCCCCACGGCCUUCUGGGCGGCGGGCUUCUCUUUCUCCGCCUCCUCCCUCGUGCGCGAGGUGCCAUACGACCCGCACCUGCCCUUCCUCUUCUUCGGCGAGGAGGUGUCACUCGCCCUCCGCAUGUGGAGCCGCGGCUGGGACCUCUUCGCGCCCGACGCGCACCUCGUCUACCACAAGUGGGCGCGAGGGCAGCGCAAGGGCACCUUUUGGGAGGUCGAGGGGGGCGCCGCCCUCAAGCGCGAGAGCCAGGCGAGGGUGCGACGCCGCGAGUGGUACGAGGAGUACUCCGGCGUGCGCUUCGAGGCCAAGCAGGUGAGCGCGCAGGCGGAGCGCGGGGGCAUGCCGACCGAGGCGUGCUUCUGGAACCAGUUCGCCUGUCUCGACGCUUGGCUGCAGGCGAGGGAGGCGCAACACCCGGAGGAGUGAGGUGGGACCGGACCUCCUCACACCAA